AUGAAGGGAUCUGCUGCCUCCGCUCUGCUUGUCGCCCUCUCUGCGACGGCCGUCCAGGCCCGUCCUGUCGUCGAUGAACGGUUUCCCUACACCGGGCCUGCCGUCCCCGUUGGCGACUGGGUCGAUCCCACCAUCAAUGGCAACGGGAAGGGCUUCCCCCGUCUGGUCGAGGCUCCUGCCGUGAAGCCCGCGACGGCCAACCCGAAGAACAACGUCAACGUCAUUUCCUUGUCCUACAUCCCUGAGGGCAUGCACAUCCACUACCAGACCCCCUUUGGGCUGGGCAAGGUGCCGUCCGUUCGUUGGGGCAAGGACCCUCGCAACCUCAAUCGGACCGCAGAGGGCUACACCCACACAUAUGACCGCACACCUUCUUGCUCAGAGGUCAAGGCCAUCACCCAGUGCAGUCAGUUUUUCCACGAAGUCAGCAUUGAAGAUCUGGAGCCUUCAACCACGUAUUACUACCAAAUCCCCGCGGCCAACGGCACGACGCAGUCGGAAGUUCUGAGCUUCAAAACCAGUCGCCCAGCUGGCCACCCCGGUCCCUUCAGCGUUGCUGUGCUGAAUGAUAUGGGAUACACCAACGCCCAGGGCACGCACAAGCAGCUGCUCAAGGCCGCUAGCGAGGGCGCCGCCUUUGCCUGGCACGGCGGCGACAUCAGUUAUGCCGAUGAUUGGUAUUCGGGCAUUCUCCCCUGCGAAGACGACUGGCCAGUCUGCUACAACGGAACUAGCUCUAGCCUUCCCGGUGGAGUGAUUACCGCCGCGUACAAGCAGCCAUUGCCCGCGGGAGAGAUCCCUGACCAGGGUGGCCCGCUGGGUGGUGAUAUGAGCGUUCUGUACGAGUCGAACUGGGAUCUCUGGCAGCAGUGGAUGAACAACAUCACGCUCAAGCUUCCAUACAUGGUCAUGCCUGGUAACCACGAGGCUUCGUGCGCCGAAUUCGACGGUCCUGGCAACGUACUGACUGCCUAUCUAAACGACGACAUCUCCAACGGCACCUCCCCCACUGACAGCCUGACCUACUACAGCUGCCCGCCGUCGCAACGUAACUUCACCGCCUACCAGCAUCGAUUCCGCAUGCCAGGUCCUGAAACCGGGGGUGUCGGAAACUUCUGGUACUCGUUCGACUACGGUCUCGCCCACUUUGUGUCGAUCGACGGUGAGACCGACUUUGCCGACAGCCCCGAAUGGAACUUCCAGGAGGAUGUCACCGGUAACGAGACUCUUCCUACCGAGUCCGAAACGUUUGUUACCGACAGCGGUCCGUUCGGAAAGAUCAACGGCAGCGUCAAGGACACCAAGUCAUACGAGCAGUGGCAUUGGCUGAAACAGGAUCUGGCCAAGGUUGACCGCUCCAAGACCCCUUGGGUGUUCGUGAUGAGCCACCGUCCCAUGUACAGCUCCGCCUACUCGUCUUACCAGCUGCACGUGCGCGAGGCCUUCGAAGGGCUUCUGCUCCACUAUGGGGUUGAUGCUUACUUCUCCGGCCACAUUCAUUGGUACGAGCGUCUCUACCCCCUCGGUGCCAACGGCACUAUCGACACUGCCUCGGUCGUCAACAACAACACCUACAUUGCGAACCCCGGUAAAUCGAUGACCCACAUCAUCAACGGCAUGGCUGGCAACAUCGAAAGCCACAGCGAGUUUGACGAAGGCGAGGGCCUGACCAACAUCACCGCUCUCCUGGACAAGGUUCACUAUGGAUUCAGCAAGCUGACCAUCUUCAACGAGACCGCCCUGAAGUGGGAGUUGAUCCGCGGUGACGACGGGACCGUCGGUGACUCCUUGACGAUCCUUAAGCCGACUCCCGUCCCCGGCGGUAAAAAGUCCCCGAAUGGGUUCCACGCGUAGGGAUCGAGCCUAAGGUUCCAACCUCGAAACCCAGAUUGAGGCGAUUGAUGAUUGAGGAUGGGAUGGGCUAUGCGACGACUCUGGAAUGAUGUAAUGGGAUUUUUGAAUGUGUGUCUAUCUGAUCUGUAAUUACGAACCGGCGAAGAUGUGUGCAUGUACAGAGAUAAAAAGUACCUAACCUAGAUACAUAAUGGCUUGUUUCGG
Molecule: messenger RNA, 2058 nt
Organism: Aspergillus heteromorphus CBS 117.55
Lineage: Eukaryota; Fungi; Ascomycota; Eurotiomycetes; Eurotiales; Aspergillaceae
Product: purple acid phosphatase family protein
Exons: 4
Coding region: 1-1854 (617 amino acids)
Molecular function (GO): metal ion binding; protein binding; acid phosphatase activity
Source: RefSeq, a predicted model, not a curated record